Messenger RNA from Prunus armeniaca (apricot), 477 nucleotides. NCBI's taxonomy places the organism in Eukaryota, Viridiplantae, Streptophyta, Magnoliopsida, Rosales, Rosaceae. The record is from the annotation of a GenBank genome assembly.
AUGGCUGUUGAUUUUUGUAAAUUUAAUGUUGAUGGUGCACUCAAUAUGUCUUCGGGGACCCGUGGUGGUGGUAUGGUGGUGCGUGAUUCAGUGGGCUGUUUCUAUGAUGCAGUUGCAUUGCGUGCUCCCAGUUUGCUGUAUGUCCUAGCCACUAAGUUAUAUGCGUUAAAGUUUGGGAUUUCCUUUGCGAUUGAUGCAUCUUUUUUUCCCUUGGUUAUUGAGACCAACUCUUUAUCUGCAACCCACUUUAUUCUCAAGGAUGAGGUAUGCUAUGCGGCGGAAAGGGUUCUGGUGGAGGACAUCCAUCACCUCUUGGCUUCAGUGUCGUCAUGUUUUGUUCACUAUGUUCCCUGGACUGCUAGUGGAGUUGCAUAUCAUAUUGCAUGUUUUAGCCUUAGUCAGGACGAUCUAUCUUUUUGGUUUGAGGAGCCACCCUCUUUGUUGUGGGACUGUCCUGAUAGUUUUGGUGAUGUUUGA